UUGCCCCUUUCAACCCAGUUUGUAAACUUUGCUAAAUCUUUGAUCUGAUUUGCCAGCUUCAUUUGUUCCCUUGGUUGGGGACUCUGGUGUCUGUUGCUAUAACCCAAACUCUCUUAUCCUUGGGGUGAGUUUUGGGAAUAAACACAUUUUGCAAUAUUUUCCAGAAAUUGGGAAUAAAGUUGGAUACUUUUUUCACUCUGUCAUAAGCCACCGAAAAUAAGAAAAGACCCCUUGUUGAUUGACUUGUGAAAGCGGGAAAUAAAAUUUUCCACGAGUCUUAUUCGGGUGAUUUUCUUUCCACAGAGGUUUAAAUUCCACACCACUACCACCCACCAGAUGAAACACUCCACUAAAUCACUCACAUCACAACGUAACCGCCACUUUUCAUCGUUCACACUCAUCUCUUUUCUUUUUCUCUUCUCUCUCUCUAACCAUGACAACGUUGGAGAUCACUGUUAUGUCCGCUGAAGGUCUGAACCAACACUCUUCCUACUUCAACCGCAUCAGACCCUUCUUCACUCUCACCAAGCUCCCCGCACACCUCCUCUACCACUACGACGGAGGAGGCACAGGGGACCACGUCUUCCGCGUCCCACUCGAUCCAACCUUCUUCUCCGACACCUAUUCCCGCCUCCACCUCCACCUCUACAACAACCGCCGCUUCGUGGGGCCCACGCUCCUCGGAUGGUGUCUGAUUCCGCCCUCCGACAUUGCCUUCCCACCCUCUCAUUCCCUGCGCCACCUCAGUUACCGGUUACGGGCAAAAGACGGUUCCAAAACCCACCUCAUCCUCAAUCUUUCCCUCCGCUUCCAGGGCUCGCUCUACCCACUCCAUCCCGCCACGUGUCAGCCUGUCAUUGGAAUUCCCGUCACAGCGCUUCGCAAAUUUGGCAGCACCACCGCUGCCACCACCGUCAAUGUCAAUGAAUCGUAUACGCCAUCCACUCUCGUGCAAAGGUGUCGCUUCGUUCCUGAUAUGUAUCUCUUUGUUCCUAUUUCUGUUUAUCGACAAUUUUUUUUUUCAUAUUGUUAGUCUUUACUAAUUUGAUUUCAAUGGAUAUAAUUUUAUAAGUUCUUAAAGUAAGCUAACUCUA
Vigna unguiculata (cowpea) is the source of this 1094-nucleotide messenger RNA. RefSeq lists its product as uncharacterized. Lineage: Eukaryota; Viridiplantae; Streptophyta; Magnoliopsida; Fabales; Fabaceae. The record is from RefSeq and is a predicted model, not a curated record.